AUGACAAUUUUCAUCGAGAAUACAUCGGUGGCAAAGCGUCUGAAUGCCAGUCAAGCUUUCGACGACACGUGGAAUACCGCUUCCGAUCUGGAGAAUGAACUCGAAUGCAUGUUGCAGCAAAAGCGUGCCAAAAGCAGCAGUAGCGGCAUCUCAUCGGCGACGUCAUCCGGCAGCAAAGAUGGCCAAUGGUCUGGCUGGUCGGAGUGGUCGACGUGUUCACGUACCUGCGAUGGCGGCAUUAUGCAACAAAUACGCCGCUGCUACAACACAAACGGUUGCAAGGGCGAGAGCGUACGCUAUCGCAUCUGCAAUAUGCAGCCGUGUCCGGAGCAACAAGACUUUCGUGCGCAUCAGUGUGCCGCCUACAACGAUGUACCCUACGAUGGGACGCUCUACACGUGGACGCCACACUACGACUAUGUGGAGCCAUGCGCGUUAACAUGCAGAGGACGUCCAGCGCAUUUGCAUUUGGGAGACAGCUCCUCUUCCGAGACCGAAGGCGUUGAAGAUCCCGAACACUAUGACGAUCACGUGAUCGUUCAGCUGUCGGCGCGCGUUCAAGACGGCACCCGCUGCCGGGCGGGUAGCCUCGAUAUGUGCAUACAGGGCAAAUGCCAGCGCGUGGGCUGUGAUUUGAAAAUCGGUUCAACGAAAAAAAUCGACAGUUGUGGCGUCUGUGGUGGCGAUAGCAGCUCCUGCUCGCAGCCACUCUAUUAUUGGGAAACAGCACCAACAACACAAUGCUCGGUGACAUGUGGCGGAGGCUACAAGAUGUCUCGUCCUGUGUGUCGAAAUCGUGUCACUGGCGUGGAAGUCGAGAAUGCCAUGUGCAGUGGUCCCCAGCCGGAACCAUCGGUGCUACUUUGCAACACGCACACCUGUCCACCAAGGUGGCUCACCGAUGACUGGAGUCCGUGCAGUCGCCUUUGUGGUGCUGGAUAUCGCGAGCGCAUGGUUGUUUGUGCGGAGGAGAAUAAUGGCAUCAAGACAACGGUACUGGAUGUGAUGUGUCGAGCGCCAAAGCCAGCCACGCAGGAGCCCUGCAUGAUUGAGAAGUGUCCUACGUGGGAGGUGGAAGAUUGGACUGGAUGCUCGGUAACCUGCGGCCAAGGCUUACAAAUGCGUGGCGUUGAAUGCAAAUCGGCUGAUGGCAGACACAGCGCCAAAUGCGACCCACUUACGAAACCCGCAUCGGUGCAGCAGUGCUCGACGGGGAUAUCUUGUGAUGGUGGCGGUACAAUUAUACUCGGCAGCAGCGGUCCUCUCGCAUCGUCUGAUGACGGUGAGCUGGAUGAGGAAGACGAUGAGGAUGACGACGAUUCGGCGGAUGUUGAAGAUGUGGAAGAAGGCGGUGACGAGUCUGGCGAUGCACGCAAUGAUGAUGCGGGCUUGGUGUCAUAUCGCGAUGAGCCCGCACCACAGUACGCGCACCGCUCGAUCAGUCAUCUGCAUCAUGAUGAGCCGCAACAGCCGCGUGCCGAGCGUCUCACUAGUGGAGGUGGUGGCGGCGGUGGUGGCGGAUAUGGUUAUCGCAGUAAAUCUGAUGCCGAGUCCAAAGUGCCAGUUGGCGAUCCAAGCUUCGUCAAGGACACCGAGUGGUCAGCGUGCAGUGUCACCUGUGGCGAAGGCGUUCGUCGACGAGUGUAUCGCUGUAAAAUCUUCCUUGAAUACUCUCGUACCAUUGCCACUGUCAACGAUUCGCUUUGUGAGGGCAUCAGACCACACGAUGAAGUUGAGCGUUGCGUCGAGGAGCCUUGUGUCCUCUCACACAUCUACGACGAACAAUUUCCACGCGACUCGAUUAAAGUAGGCGUCUCCGAGCCGGGCAAAACGUAUGUGUGGCGCGAGCAUGGCUACACUUCGUGCAGUGCCAGCUGUUUGGGUGGUGUUGAGGAGUUAAUAAUUAAUUGCGUUCGUGAGGAUAAUGGUCGCGUAGUAUCGCCAUUCCUGUGCACACCUGAAACGAAACCAGAAUCGCGGGUGCGUACCUGCAACGAUCGACCAUGCCCACCGCGUUGGAAUUACUCCGACUACACACCCUGCUCGAAGUCGUGCGGCAUUGGUAUUAAAACACGCGAAGUACAAUGCAUUCACGAAGUAACGCGCGGCGGUGAGAAUACAAUGGUUGUGCCGAAUAGUAUGUGCCCACAGCCGCCACCAGCCGAUCGCCAGUAUUGCAAUGUGCUCGACUGUCCAGUGCGCUGGGAGGUGGGCGAAUGGUCGAAAUGCUCGCACACCUGCGGCUAUGGCAUCAAGGAGCGGAAGGUGGAGUGCAAACAGAUAAUGGCACAGGAACAUAAAAUCGAACGACCCGAAUCGAUGUGCCCCAGCGCGAAGCCACCAGAUAAGAAACCAUGUAAUGUAAAACCCUGCCCGCUGGAGGAUCCAAAGCCGGUAAUACAAGUCAGCAAUACAACGCAUAUUCAACAUGACCCGAAGAAGUCGAAAAUCACACUCAAAGUUGGUGGUGCCGCCGUCGUUUUCUUUGGCACGCAGGUGAAGAUAAAGUGUCCCGUGAAACGUUAUAAUCGUACAAAGAUAAAGUGGAGCAAGGAUCACAAACCGUUGGCGCGCUCAAGGAAGUUCAAGGUGUCUAAGAAAGGCGCGUUACGUAUAAUGGACAUAACGUUCCGCGAUGCUGGUGUGUAUUCGUGCCAUGCGGGACAUAGUUCUGCAGAGAUCAACAUUGAGGUGAAAGCGAAACCUGGGCAACAGCCAGAGGAGCUCAAAUUGCAAGAAUCAGAACGCUUGGUGCGUGAACGCGAUGGUACAGAAGCUUUAACCUCUGCAGAUAUGACUACAGUUGGAGACGCAACAAACAGCUCACAAACCACACGCAGCAAACAGCAAAACGGACGUGAACGCAAUCGACGACCCAAAACCGAUGAGGCACAAAAUGUGGAUGGCAACAUCAUGGAGAAUGAGCAGUCACAAUUAGUGCAGCAAGUCGGCGAAGAUGCUGCCGUCGGUGGUACGGCGAAAUCGGCAAGCGCCAGCAAUGGCGGCAGUCGUGCCAACGUUUUACUCGCCAUGCCAUACUUCCAGGCGCUACUCAGCAAUUUGCAGCACUUGUGGCCUUUUCAGAAAUACGGUAAUUCGAGGGGACAUCACAUGCUGCUCGACAAAGGUCUACAAUUCGGCAUCGAUUUGGAAAAUUUCGAACAGGACGAACCGGCUCGACCACAAAUCGACACUAAGGAUCUACAAGCACUAACAUCAGCAGAAGCAGAAGCAGCCACAACAGCGACAGCAGCAGCAUCUGAGGCAUUCGCUUCGUCAUCGCUUACAGCAAUGGACACGAAUGGCAGCAACAAUGAGUGGCAUGAACAGGAAGCAACAGACCAUAUAAGCGCCAUCAUCAACACAAUAACAACAACAACAAUGCCGCCAUCAGUUGGUAAGUCGAUAGCCGCCGCAACACAUGAGGCCGACUCGCCACAUUCACCGCACGCCAGAUGGCAGAAGCAAGGCGACACAGAGGGUACAGUGGCUACAGCGGCACCCAGUAAUCAUGUCACGUACGAAUGGCGCAUCAGUGACUGGUCUGAGUGCUCGGAGAAGUGCGGCAAUGCGGGUGGUGCAGGUUUACGGCGUCGCUCAAUCACUUGCUUACGUUUACGCCAUCAUUUGCCCACCCAAAACGCCCUGGAGUCGCACGUUGAAGCGGACAUCGAAACGGUGGAUAAUGGGUACUGUCUGGAUUAUGGCCUGAACAUUCCCGACACGUUCGAAGGGUGCGGUCAGGAGGAGUGCGCCCGUUGGGAGACUAGCGAGUGGACGUUAUGUCAGCGUUCGCGUUGUUUUGGCCGCAACACAGCCAUACAAAAGCGUGAGGUUAAGUGUCGCUAUGCGAAUGGCACGGAGGCGACGGACGCCUGUGGUGUGGCACAGCGUCCCAUUAGUCGACAGGAGUGCUACAGUGAACGUUGCAAGGGCGUUUGGCGUGUCGAGCCAUGGUCGGAGUGUAAUGCGCAAUGCGGUCGCCAGGGAAUCAAAUACCGCAUUUUACAGUGUGUUUGGUAUGGCACACGACGACCGGCGGGCAAUGCUUGUCGCCAUCAGCCACGUCCGGCGGUGAUGAAAGUGUGUAAGAGUCCGCCCUGCUUUACGAAAACUUUUGAGCAAUGCCAAGACACUUCUCGGUAUUGCCGCAAUGUGCGUUCGAUGGGAUUGUGUCGAUUACAUCGCUACCAAGAAAAAUGUUGUAAAUCCUGCAAGUUCAAUGCCUAUUACAAUUAACGACAACUGUUGGCGAGGAAGGCAAGGUUCAUCCCUUGUCGAGGCUGAGACUGAGCCCGAAGACGAGGUUAACUAUUGGUUGCGUAUAGCAAAGCUAAAGCACCCAGAGCCAUAAAACAAACUCAUGCAAAACAAAUUCCAAAGGAAACAAACCAGCAACAAUUCAACAGCAGUCAGUGGGCAAACCCACAAAACCGAAGGCAAACAAAUAAUCGUUGGAACAUUACUACUACAUAUAUACA
Anastrepha obliqua is the source of this 4481-nucleotide messenger RNA. RefSeq names its product protein madd-4 (gene nolo). Gene Ontology annotation, molecular function: metalloendopeptidase activity. The record is from RefSeq and is a predicted model, not a curated record. The transcript is spliced from 17 exons. Gene Ontology annotation, biological process: extracellular matrix organization. The coding region runs from base 1 to 4239 and encodes 1412 amino acids. Gene Ontology annotation, cellular component: extracellular matrix. NCBI's taxonomy places the organism in Eukaryota, Metazoa, Arthropoda, Insecta, Diptera, Tephritidae.